UUAGUGGUGAUUAAUAUAAAUAUGGUAAAAAAGGUUGUAUAAUAGGAUACAUAUAUUUUAUAAUAAAGGUGGAAAUAGAUUAAGAAUAGUUUAAAAUAUUUCUACAUAUAUUUGUCAUUUAAUGUUAUAGUGAUGGUGGAUUAUAUGAUGGAACAUUAUAAAGUUUAAAUGUUGUAGAUUGAGUUAAGAUUGGAAAAUGGAUUGAGUUGAGUUGUGGUAGGUAUUUUAUUUUUAGUGGUGAAGCAUAAAUAAUAC
Molecule: messenger RNA, 255 nt
Organism: Paramecium sonneborni
Lineage: Eukaryota; Ciliophora; Oligohymenophorea; Peniculida; Parameciidae
Source: the annotation of a GenBank genome assembly